UCUGGUCCAGUCUCGAUUCUGGUCUCUCUGUGUCUUGUGUGUGCCACUGGUGAUGAUGAUGAUGGUGUGAAUUUACAAUUAUUAUUUAAAAAAAAAAUAAACAAAAGUAAUAAGCAAUAAUAUUUGUCACGAAAUUAGUCUUUGUUAAUUAUUAAUGGGUCAAGUGGUUUAUCAAUAUUCGUCAAUUAAAUACCAAUAAUAUAUAAUUGUUUGUGUUUCGAUUUAUGUGAUUAUGAUAUUGAUGAUCACUUGGUAUAAUUUCAAGGAUCCUUUGACAACCAGACAAAUAUAUCAUAUGCCUUUUGACAAUUAAUAUUUUGAUCAUCAAACAAUGUUAUUUUGAUUGUGGUAAUAUUAUGAUCAACUCAAAGCCAUACCAACUAAUAAUUAUUUUUUAUUAAUAAUAUACUUUUAUUGAUAGUAAUAUCAAGGACUUGUUUAUUAUAAUAAAUUUAUUUUUAUAUUGUACGAUGAUGAGAGUAUCAAGGAUUUAUGCUGAUUUUAUUAUGAUCAUUAUGAUUAAUUGUGGGCAACUUGUUGUGUCUGUCUGACCUUUUGAAUAAUCAUUGAAAAUUAUGAAUUAUUAAUUCAGGAAAAACUUGAGUAUAUUGUUAUAAAUUUAUCAUUUGUUUACUAUGAUAUUUAUUUAAUUUUUUUCAAGUUUCAUUUGUGUUGAAAAUUAAAAAUAUUAAAAAAUGUUGAAUGUGAAAAUAUUGGAUUACAUCGGAGACUCUGGGCGACAAGCACAGUCAAUAUACGAUGAACCGAAAGAAAGACGUUCAUUAUCUGAAGAACGUGCUACUAUAUCUCCUCAUGAUGAUUCAAAACUUGAUUUUUUUGAUUUACUUCAAAAAGCACAAAGUUCUAGACUUGAUGAUCAACGAUGUGCGCCUCCUCCUUGUUAUAACCAGAAUGGAAGAACAGAACAGCCAAAAAUUAUUCAAAUUCAAGCAGAAAUACCAGAGGGUCAUGCACUUAUGAAAGCUGCAAUAAAAGAAGCCGAAGAAAAUUCAUAUGAAAAAUUACCACCACUUGUUGUGGUACCAAAAGACUACUGGGUUGAUGGUACAGAACAUGAUCAUAUUUUAAAAGAAGAAUCAGGACAAGGAUUUAAUCCACCAGCACCUUGGAGGACUAGGCUAGAUCAUGAUGAUACCACAAAAAGCUAUAAACGUUUUUUCUGUGAUAAAGAUCAUUUUAAUUUGUUUGGUAGAGAUGCUGAAGACAGACCGUUAUUAAUAUCUAUAAAAUCAGAAACAAUAUCUGGAUUUGAUCAAUGGAGAGUUAUGUUUAGAGUUCCUGAAGGUUCAAGACACGAGUUAAUACCUUUUGAAACUCUUGGUGAUAUUCCGACACCAGCAAAAAUGAUAAGGGCUAUGAGCUCAACAACAGUUCUGAAAACUUUAAAACCAGUAAUGUGCUCUGAUUCACAAUCACUGAUUUUAAAGUAUGACGAGCACAGUAAUGUAGCAAAUUAUAAAUUUGGUAUUUUACAUCAACUAAAAGGACAAAUAACUGAAGAACAAUUAUUUGGUAAUGUUGGUAUAACACCAGCAUUACAAGAAUUUAUUGACAUGAUGGGAGAUACCAUAAAUUUACAAACACACAAUGGGUAUUGUGGAGGACUUGAUAGAAUAACUGGUGAUAAAGCAUUAUUCACAAGUUUUCGUGGUCGUGAAAUAUUAUUUCAUGUAUCUUCAAUGUUACCACACAGUGCAACAGAUAGUCAACAAUUACAAAGAAAACGACAUAUUGGAAAUGAUAUUGUUGCAAUUAUAUUUCAAGAAGAAGCUACACCAUUUAGUCCUGAUAUGAUUGCAAGUCAAUUUCUUCAUGUAUUUAUUGUUGUACAGGUCAUUCAGCCAUGUACAAAAUAUACACGUUACAAAGUCAGUGUUACUGCACGUAAAGAUGUACCAUGGUUUGGUCCAUCUCUUCCAAUACCAUCAGUAUUUUUUCGAGGACAUGAAUUUAAAAAUUUUCUAUUGACAAAAUUAAUUAAUGCCGAGACAGCUGCAUAUAAAGCAGAUAAAUUUUCACAACUUGAGCAUCGUACAAGAGCAGCAUUAUUAGAGUCUCUUAUUGAAGAUCUACGUGAAAAAACGACUGAAUUUUUAGGCUGUGAUCCAAUUUAUGAAAAUGGUUCAUUAUCAAGUGAAGCAACAUCAAAUACAACUGGUUCAGGUAACCGUUUUCUUGAAAAUGUACGUAAAGUAUUGACUUCUCGUACGAGAAAUUCAUCUGGUGAAUCAUCACGUAAAUCAUCACAACCUGGAUCAAUUAGAUCACCAACAGUACGACAAAUAUCACAAACAAGUUUAAAACAAUCAGUUGAACCACGUGCUACAACUAGUUCACCAAAAGCAAGUAACAGUGCAGAUUCAGAACAACGAAGUCCAAGUGUAUCUAGUUUAGAUAGUAAUCAAUCAACUGGUGAUAGUCAUGAUCCAACAAUUAAACUUUUAUUAAAUGAAAGUACUGGUUAUCGUCAAAUAACAAUCCAUCCAGUACCAGGUGCUAGUAUGCAAAAUGCAAUAAAUAAUAAUAAUGCACCAAGAGAUUCAAGGUAUGCACUUGUUAUUCGUGAUAAAUCACGUGAUGGUGAUUCAUCAAGAGGUCAAAAAAAUGGACAAAAUGGUCAUCGUAAUUUUUAUGAAAGUGAUGAUAGUUCAUUGAAUAGUGACUUGGAUUUAGAUCCGAAUAUUAUUGCUGAUAGUGACACUGGAAUGGAAUCAAUGAGCUCAGCUGAGGCAAAUGAUGCAGCAAAACGUAAAGAUAGUGCUGUUGAUAAUGCUGAUGUUCUUAAGCUAGAAGUAAAUAGUUUAAAAUGCGACAAGCUGGACUUGUUAAAGCAAAAUGUGACUUGUCAAAGAGAUUUAAAGCAAUUACGCGAAAAAGAAUUACAGCUUCAAGCUGAUCUUUCUUUGGCUUCCAAAGAGAUCUUACGACUUAGACAAAUGUUGAAAGAAUGUACAACCAGUAUUUCUGUUGAUAGCAAUGAACAUCAUGCUUCGGCUGUUUAAAUUUAUAUUUAUCAAAUUAUUUAAGAUGUUAUAUAUAUAUAGAGAAAAUUAUAUAUUUAAUUGUCCCUAUGACAAGAAAAGAAAUUUGUUUGUUUUUUUUUUUUUUUUUCUUCUACUGAGAUUAAACAGUAGAAGCAGGCGACAACAAUAAAAAAUGAAUGUUUAAAAUAUCAUUUAACAAUAAAAAUAUAUCAAUAAAAAUAUGUUUUUAUUGUUGAAAUAUAAAAAAUAAUUUCAAUGUUUAUUUUUCAGCAUGUAAUCUAUCGAAAAAAAAAAAAUAUAUAUUCAAUUAUUUCUUUGAGAUGUUUUAUGCUUAUGGACUGAAUACUGACCAAACAAAAAUUGAAGAAAAUAAAAAAAAAGAAAAAAAAAUACAAGUUUAAACAACGAAAUACCGCGGCAGGAUUAAUAUUAUUGAUUAACUGAUUAUAUAUCCGUCUACUUAAGUAUUUAAAUGUUAAUUUAUUGUCAUAGAUAAUUAAGAUAAUUAUUAGAUCCCUCAUAUGUCAAUUGAUGAAGAUAUUAAAUGAUGAGAUUAAGAUCUAUUAUUGAAAAGAGUAAGAUAUUUUUACAUCCAAAUGGACAUUAUCUCUGAUAUAAAACAUAAAAAUAUUUAUCAAAAAAAAUUUCUAUUAUAAAGUAAAAAAACAAAAUAAAGGAUUAUAAUUAUCCUCAAUUGAUAUAUAUUUAUAUCAAAAUAAUAAUAUUUAUAAGUAUAAUUAAUAGUAACGCUGUUUACCAAUAUUUGAAAAAAUUAAAUGUUUAUCAUUGAAUAAAAAACAAAAAAAAUGAUCAAAUAAAAACAAAAAUAAUUGAAAAAAUUAAAAAACGUUGUGUUUAUUAAUGAAAAUAAAAUAAAAUAAAAUACAUGUGUUUUAAAUAUAAACUAUAUUCCAGUUACACAAAAAAAUAAAAAAUAAAAACAGUUGUGUGUUUAUUACUGAUGUUUUAAAUAAAAAGAAUUAAAAUCUGGGUGUUUAUUAGUGUGUUAAAAAUAAACAAAAAAAAAUAUAUAUAUAUUUAAAUUUGAAUAUAAAAUCAUGAUAACAAAUAUUUAAUCAAAAUUGGUAAUAUUAAAUGAUCUAUAAAAUUGAUGCAAUUUAAAAAAUCCUAAAUACAAUGAUCGAUCUUUGGUUUAUUUAUUAUCGCACUUUAAUUUCAACUUCACACUGAUCUUUAUUAUAUUGAGUUUCAUAAUAAUAUCAAACAUUGAGGCACAUUACAAUUGUCGCAAUCUAUUUUCUUAUACAAUUGUCAUUUAUUUUGGACGCGCGUGUGAAUCAUAGAACAAUAAUAUUAUCAAGAAAAAAUUAUCUUAAAGUAUAAAAAAAAGAUAUAAAAAAAUAAAAAGGAUAAAGUUUCAUCGAUGUAUAUUAUAAAAAAAAAAUAACAAUCUUGAUCGUGGGAUUUCUAUCAGUACGUAAGAUCAUAGCACUAAACCAAAAUUUGUUUUGUCUUUUUUUUUUUUUUUUAAAUAAAUUUAAGUUCUUUUGUUUAAUUAGUUUAUAUACACGCCUGAUCUAUUGUUUUAUAAUGCAUUUUACAAUAAUGAUUUAUUAUUAAGAUGAAAAGAAAAUAUGAAGAAAUAGAAAACAAAAAAAGAAAAGGAAGACAACCGUUAGUUGUAUUUUUAUAUUUUCGUGUAUAUAUCAAUGAAUAAGUGCUUUAUUGUCUUGAUUCCCUGACACUCAAUCGAUCAAUAACAAAUACCAAAGUUUAACAUAUAAC
Molecule: messenger RNA, 4751 nt
Organism: Aphidius gifuensis
Lineage: Eukaryota; Metazoa; Arthropoda; Insecta; Hymenoptera; Braconidae
Product: rap1 GTPase-activating protein 1-like
Exons: 9
Coding region: 696-3023 (775 amino acids)
Biological process (GO): regulation of small GTPase mediated signal transduction; activation of GTPase activity
Cellular component (GO): cytoplasm
Molecular function (GO): GTPase activator activity; protein binding
Source: RefSeq, a predicted model, not a curated record